AUGGCUGCAUCAUUCCACGGCGGGCCGACACCCAAAGAGCGCAAGUAUGAUCGCCAGCUGCGGCUCUGGGCAGCCAGCGGACAGCAAGCAUUGGAAGACUCUCGUGUCCUGCUGGUCAACUCCGAUGGUCCCUUAGGCGCCAACAGCACCGGCGUCUCUGGUGUCGUUGGCGUGGAGGCGCUUAAGAACCUCGUUCUGCCGGGAAUCGGCGGUUUCACUAUCGUAGACCCGGCGACUGUCACGGAGGCUGACCUGGGUGUGAAUUUCUUCCUGGAAGAAGAGUCCCUCGGAAAGUCCCGUGCAGAGGAGACAUGUCGCCUACUGAGAGAGUUGAAUCCUGAUGUGCAGGGAUUCUUCAACUCUGAGCCCAUUGCCAAUUUGCUUCAAGAUCCCGACUUCUUGCCCCAGCACAAGCUGAUUAUCAUUUCUGGUCCUACCAAGCGUUCUUCGCUAGACGCCCUCAUUCAAAGCGCCCAAAACCAUGGUAUUCCCGUCUUGUACACCCACUCUGUCGGGUUCUUUGCGACAUUCUCCCUUCAACUGCCUGCUGAAUACCCCAUCGUGGAGACCCACCCUGAUCCAGAGUCUGCACAAGACUUACGGCUGCUGAAUCCCUGGCCUGAACUCAGCGCUGCAGCUGCGGCUCUGGGUGACUUGGAUAGCAUGGACGACCACCAACACGGACAUGUUCCGUAUAUCCUUAUCCUUCUCCACUUCCUCGAACAGUGGAAGCAGUCGCACGGAGGCAACGUGCCUGGCAAUUACAAGGAAAAGACCGAGUUCCGAGACUUCGUGCGAUCCAAGGCACGCACGAGCAAUGCCGAAGGUGGCGAAGAGAACUUCGAUGAGGCAGUAGCAGCCGUUUUGAAAACAAUCGCCCCGUUCAGCCUACGCAGCACUGUCCGCGAGAUCUUCGAGCUAGAUCAAUGCCACAACCUGAACAGCGAGUCUGUGGAUUUCUGGCUCAUCGCUCACGCCAUCCACUUCUUCUACACAACUCACGGAGUCCUCCCUCUCCCAGGCUCCCUACCUGAUAUGAAAGCCCAAUCAGCAGAUUACGUCUCGUUACAGAAUCUCUACAAAGCCAAGGCCCGCCGUGAUGUGGAGGAAGUGACCACCACAGUGCGCCAGCUAGAGACACAGCUUGAGCGACGAUACCCUCCCAUUCCCGACCGCGACAUCGACGCAUUCUGCAAGAAUGCCGCACACAUCAAGGUCGUUCACGGUCGACAAAUCCCUCAAAUCAGCAGUGACAGCGAUUCCAUCACCUUGAAAGCGAUCCGAACCCAGCUCGGGUUCCCCGACUCCCUAGUCUCAGUAUACAUUGCAACCCAGAUCCUCGAUGGAGUGGUCGACGAGAUCCAGGAUACCUCUAAUGACCACCGCUCCAUCAACGACGAUGCAUUGUGGAAGAGCCACACGGAACGAAUCCUAGCCUUGUUGACGCGCGAUGAUCCGACACCUUUGGACAUCGAUGCUCGGGAGAACAUCAACAAGGCUAUUCAGGAAUUGCGCCGUGCAGAAGGUGGAGAGUUGCAUAAUAUCGCCUCGCUCGCAGGUGGUUUGGUUUCACAGGAGUCGUUGAAGGUGAUCACGAAGCAAUAUGGACCGCUGGAUAAUACCUGUGUGUUUGACGGCGCUCGCAGUCGGAGUGAGAUGUACCGACUGUGA
Penicillium maclennaniae is the source of this 1671-nucleotide messenger RNA. Its product is annotated as NEDD8-activating enzyme E1 regulatory subunit. Lineage: Eukaryota; Fungi; Ascomycota; Eurotiomycetes; Eurotiales; Aspergillaceae. Gene Ontology annotation, cellular component: cytoplasm. Gene Ontology annotation, molecular function: NEDD8 activating enzyme activity. The record is from RefSeq and is a predicted model, not a curated record. The transcript has 2 exons. Bases 1 to 1671 code for a protein of 556 amino acids. Gene Ontology annotation, biological process: protein neddylation.